AUGGCUCAGAUAAUCCAACAACCCAUAUUAGAUCAAUCACUAAUAAAAGAUUUAUCAAACCACAUAUAUGAGAAGCGUAAAGCUACAGCAUUUCAGAUAGAAUCAAUAACCAAAACAGCACUUUCUAGAAAUGAUAGUCAAACAAUUUAUAGAAUAAUAAAUGAAUUGUCACAAAUUACAACAAGUAGUAGUUCAAAUAGUGCUAAAAUGGGUGCAGUUACUGCUUUAGGUAGCGUAUCAGUUGCACUUGGAUCAUUUGCAAUUGCAUAUUUUUUAGAAGAUAUAUUAAGACCAAUAUUUGCAACUUUCAAAGAUAGUGAUGCAAGAGUACGUUAUUAUGCAACUGAAGCACUUUAUAAUGUUGCCAAAAUUUCAAGAGGAGAAAUAUUACCAUUUUUCCCACAAAUAUUUGAUAUUAUAGCUAUAUUGGUUAGUGAUGCAGAAAGUAGUGUUAAAAAUGCAGCUGAUAUUUUGGAUAGAUUAAUUAAAGAUAUAAUAAGCGCUAAAGCUACGAACUACGUUAGUAUAUUACAACAACAGCAACAACUUGAACAACAAGGAAACAAUGACAUACAGAGCAGUUUAAUUGAUGCACAAGGUAAUGCAAUUCAAAUUAAUCAUCCACAAGAUCCAACAAAAGCAUUUCAAUUACCAAAAUUCAUUCCAACUUUAUUAGAGAGGAUGUAUACAAUUGAUCCAUUUACCAAAAAAUUUUUACUUAGUUGGUUGGAAUUGUUUGAUGAUAUACCAAAUUUGGAAUUGAUUAGUUUUUUACCAAGUUUUUUAAAACCUUUAAUUAAUUUUAUACUAAAUGGUGCACCAAAUGAUAUCAAACUAGAAACGCAAAAUAUUCUAAAUUCUUUUUUAAAAGAAAUAAAAGGUAUAUCUAAAGUUAAAAUUGAAAUUAAAAAGAAAAGAAUUGAACAAGAAAAAGAAAAAGCAGAAAAGGCAAAACAGAAAAAAUUAAAAGAAGCAGAAGAAGCUGACAAAUUGGAAAAAGAAGACAAAAUCAAGCAGGAAAAUGAGAGUAGAACAAAUGAUAAAAUUGCUAAAUUUGAGAAUAUUGAAGGUACGAAAAAUGAAAAUAAUGACAAGGAGAAUAAUGGUAAAGUUAGAACUACAUCUCAAUCAGAGGAACCAACAAAGACUUUGGAAAAAGAUGAUGCUGCUAGUAUUAAAUCCGACGAUACAACAAUAAUCAGAAAAAAACAAGAUACUCAAACUGAAGAAUUACUACUAGAAGAAGAGGUGGAUGAGCCAGAAGAAGUUUAUUUUGGUCAAGAUAUUUUCAUUGAUUAUCUGAAAAUUAUAAAGAUUCUAUUAUCCUUCUUGCAGUCUUUUGAAGGUCAAGAACUAAAUGCUAAGACUGAUUUACUAACAGAUUCCCAUGAAACAAUUUGUGAUGUACAAUUUAUCGUUUUAAAAUGGUUACAAGAAUUGAUUGAAAUCGCACCACAAGAAAUAUUAAACUCAAUACCCGACUGCGUUUUUAUAAUCCUAAAGAAUAUAUCAAUAACUGAUCAACAACAGGACUAUGAAUUAAGAGAUCAAUUAAUAAAUUUUAGUUAUAGUCUACAAGCAUUUUUGAAUAAGAUAUAUGAUGAUAUUGCAUUUUUUGAGUUGUAUGGAUUAACACAAGAUAGUAUAACACAAUUCAAUGAAAUUCAAUUACCAAGUACUUUAUCAAAAAUUAUCAAUGAAUACCUUAAUCCAUCUGUUGAUAAUGAGCUUUCAAAAAUUACAUCACUAGAGUGGUUAAUAUUCAUUUAUGAUAGAAACUCUACAGAAUUUCUAAAAUUUUUCAAAUCACAAGAGAAUAACUUUGAAUUAACCGAUUUAUUGAAAUAUGAUACAAGUAACGAAGUUAUAUUGAAAGUGUUGAAAUUAUUAGGUAAAAUUUCAGAAUCAAAUCAAGAAUUUUUCAAAGAUUUCAUUAUAAAAUUAAUUAAAUUAUUUAAAAUUGAAGGUCAUGAAAAAUCAAUGAAAGUAGAAUUUAUUAUUAGAAAACUUUGCCUUACUUUAAAUUCAGAGAUUAUUUUCACUACAUUAUCUGAUGUAUUACAACAACAAUACCAGAAAAUUCUGAAACCGUCACAAGAUCAACAACUUCAAAAGUAUCAAACAGCCAAUGAUUUAGAAUUCUCAAAUAUGAUGAUUGUAACACUUAAUAACAUUUUGCUAACGUCUAGUGAGUUAUUGCCAUUCAGAAAAAAAUUAAAGAAUUUAGAUAUUAUGUCACUGGAAGAUUGGUCACUUUUUGCAACAUUAUUUCAAAGUUGGUGCUUUAAUGCCCCCAGUGCAAUAGCAUUAUGUUUAUUAACUUCAAAUUAUGAAUUAUCCUACUUAAUAAUUAAAAAUUUAUCAGAAUUGGAGGUGACAUCACAAUUGUUGACUCAAUUAGACGUCUUAAUUCAAUUGUUGGAGCUGCCAAUAUUUGUUAAGCUAAGAUUACAAUUACUUGAACCAGAAAAUUAUCCAUUUUUAUACAAAACUUUAUAUGGAAUAUUAAUGAUCUUACCACAAUCUAGUACAUUCAUGUCAUUAAGAAAUAGGUUAACAACUAUUAAUUUUUAUCAUGGUCAAGGUUCUGGUGGUUCUUUAUCAAAUUUCAAUUUAGGUAGUACCACGAAUACACCAACUCAUCAAAAUUCAGUAAGUGGUGGAGCAGCAGGUAUAAAAGGAAGUGUUACGAAUCAAUUAUCUUUAAGAAGGAAAAGAACUUAUGAAAUGUUGGAAAAAUUCAUAAAUGUUCAGAACAAUUACGAACAAAAUCAUCAUCAUCAUCAAUAA
This is a messenger RNA of Lodderomyces jiufengensis, 2790 nucleotides long. RefSeq lists its product as uncharacterized. Gene Ontology annotation, biological process: positive regulation of kinase activity; phosphatidylinositol biosynthetic process. The record is from RefSeq and is a predicted model, not a curated record. Gene Ontology annotation, cellular component: PAS complex; endosome membrane; fungal-type vacuole membrane. Lineage: Eukaryota; Fungi; Ascomycota; Pichiomycetes; Serinales; Debaryomycetaceae. The coding region runs from base 1 to 2790 and encodes 929 amino acids. The transcript has a single exon.